Messenger RNA from Prorocentrum cordatum, 202 nucleotides. The record is from the annotation of a GenBank genome assembly. Lineage: Eukaryota; Dinophyceae; Prorocentrales; Prorocentraceae.
GCCCACGGAGUUCCGAUCAGAUCGCGCCUUGGAGCUUGCCCAUGCCGUCGCGAACGAUCGGCUGGGGGAGCUACGCUGCCAACGCGACCAUCUUCCCAAGGAGGUCUACAAGCAGCGCGUGUCGAACAUCGAUCAGCCGAGUCUGUGCAAGCAGUCAGAGAUCCUGCCGCAGGCUGGGGCGCCACUGAACCCCGAGAGGUAG